Molecule: messenger RNA, 450 nt
Organism: Loa loa (African eye worm)
Lineage: Eukaryota; Metazoa; Nematoda; Chromadorea; Rhabditida; Onchocercidae
Exons: 3
Coding region: 1-450 (149 amino acids)
Source: RefSeq, a predicted model, not a curated record
AUGAAUUUUAUCGAAAUACAAGAUAUAAUAGAUAUUUAUUUAUCAAGGCGAGGCAUUGAUCCGGCAAAAUAUCGGCCAAAAAUUCGAUUUAAUCCUGAUCAAAUUAUACUGACACCCAGAAAUCCGACCAUCCCGGGAUGCAUCAAAAUUAAAGCACUUGGUGUCGAAGUUACACGACCAGUAAAAAAUUUAAUUGCCGAAACUGAAAUGCGAAUUGGUGGUAUACCGGAUCCAGCUUAUCCGGCAUUGCCAUGUUCGGAAAAAAUUAAUAAUAAAAUUAAUCAAUGCCCAUGUGCAAGAUUAGAAAAUACUUGUGUUUUUUGCGAUUUCUGUAAACAAAUGCGAAAUCAAACGACACGUCAUGGUAUUUCACGAAUACGAAUGAUAUCGAAAACUAUCGAUAAUGACUGUCAAUGUGAGGUAUGUUGGCCAUUUUAUUUUGAUUUUUAA